AUGUGUGUUAUACUAAGUGCAGGCAGGGGGAGUGACAGUGGGAAAAAUAGAAGGUCGCUGAGAUUUGAACAAGUCAUAUUAACAGAGGAGGUGGAAGUAGGGAAGUGGGCUAGAAGCAUGGCAUCGAAGUCCCAAUGGAAGCCAUCUGCACCACCAAGUGCAUGUGCCAGCGUGAUUGCAAGCAGGGAUGCGGACAUAUCCAAAGACAAAAACCUACCUGAAGAUCAUGACAAGAGCGUAGCUGUGAGUCGGGGUGGUCAGGGUGUCAUGCAUAUUAAUGAGACUGUUGAUGAUGCCAUGAGGGGACAAAAGCAUACCUUGUCCACAACCUCGUUGGAUGACCCUGAAGAGCAGUGUGAGAUGGAAGAAGACCAAGAUGCCAACGAACAUAUUCUGGACAAAGAUGAGGAUGUUGACAUGACAGAUCAGCAGAGUGAUAUGGAGCUAAGUACUGGUGGGUCCUGUGAGAUAGAUGAAUCGCUCACCACAAUCAUGGAUCUUAUAGUUAGCAUCAUGGAUACCACGAUGGAUGGUCCAAAAUCUAAGUACAUCACAACCAAAAAUGGAUGUGUGCAAUGUACUAUACUCAAUCUGAAGAAAGAAAAGCCAAAGAAUUCUCACUUACCCAAUGCUGCUCAGAAUCUAAGCUUUUAUUCCAUAUUUAUUCCAAUGGUCAUGCACUGGGUCGGCAAUAUCAACUAUCCAUGGACCAUUCUCGAUGAGAAACUCUCAGACGUUCUUGAGGAUAUCUUCAUGGCAGUGUGUAAGCAGCCUGGAGACUUCAGGAAUGAUGAUGGCUGCAAUCUUGCCUUCAACCUCAUGAGUGAAUUCCCAUUCUGGUAUGCCAAAGGAUCUCUGAGUAGAGAGGCCGAGCGUGCACUUAUUUUAGCUCGCAAUGACCUGAUUGUGGAAGAUGCUUUGGGCCACAGGAAACACAAGAUCGCCCUAACUCUCAAUCACUCCACAAACAAAAUGAGUAACACAGGCACUGCUUUUUCUGCGGGUAAUUGGGAGACUGACACACUCGUGUACAUGGAAUGA
Messenger RNA from Suillus bovinus, 1041 nucleotides. RefSeq lists its product as uncharacterized. The record is from RefSeq and is a predicted model, not a curated record. The transcript has 7 exons. The coding region runs from base 1 to 1041 and encodes 346 amino acids. NCBI's taxonomy places the organism in Eukaryota, Fungi, Basidiomycota, Agaricomycetes, Boletales, Suillaceae.